Aspergillus calidoustus is the source of this 537-nucleotide messenger RNA. The record is from the annotation of a GenBank genome assembly. Lineage: Eukaryota; Fungi; Ascomycota; Eurotiomycetes; Eurotiales; Aspergillaceae.
AUGGAAGCAACGGCCUCCUACCUGGAACGUCCCCCCAAACGCAAGCGUGAAUCGUCCUGCAGUCGAUCUGGUCCUGCUGACGAAAGCAGAGGCGCAAAGCCCAUGGAACCACCUAAUCAAGAUUCCACACAGCCGGAACCUCCCACCAACAAUGAGAAGGUGGCAUCGGCCGCGGAGUCCUUCAGACCCUUGGCCCGUGAGUUGGAGCGCCUGGACGAAAAGGACCCCAUUCUGGCUGCCCAGGCGGCGCGCCUCGUAGCCCUCUACCGGCGCUUGUGGGAGUCCUACGUCGCCAAGAAUGCCGACAGUCAGCGCCUCGACAAAGAAAAUCAGCGGCUCAAGAACGCCAAUGCCAGCCUCUCGGAAGAAAAACGGCAGGCAGAGAGCCAUUACUUAGAAUAUGACGUCCUCCUGUCCUACUACAAGGAAGCACACCAGAAGAUCGAAGAAGGCAUCAUCGGGGUCCUAGAGGAUUGGAAGGAACCCCUGAACGACUCCGCAGAUGCUGGCAAGCAGAAGCAAGAUGGAUCAGAGUAG